CCGCCUCCGUUUGUUGGGCAAGCAAAAGCUGAAAAGCUCAGCUAAGCUCCAACGUCCAUCUUCUUCGGAAACUCCGCAGGAGCGGGACAAAGCUUGUGACUUUGGAGAAAUCAUCACAUGCGCGCUCUCCUCCAUUGUCGCCACCAUCAUCACCCACGCCCAAUCCUCCGAACCCCAUUUCGGUCUCCCAUCCCUCUCGCCAGGAUGAGCUCUCUCUCGCUCUCUCCCCCCUCCGCUUCUCCGGAAUCCCUCCUCUUCGCUGCCUCCGGCCCCUCCUUCAAGCCUCCCCUGUUCUUGAAUUUCCCCGGAGCGCCCCGCCAUGGAGCCCCCGGCCUCGGUCUCGGUCUCGGGAAAGCGGGUCUUCGAUCCGGGGCCUCCAUGAGCGUCUCCGUCCGAUCCCAGAAGGCCGUCGACGACGGGUUGUUUCUUGAUUACAAGGCCUCUACCGCUUUCUUGUUCCCCGGUCAGGGUGCACAAGCAGUUGGAAUGGGAAAAGAUGCCCAGAGUGUGCCUGCUGCAGCAGAAUUAUACAUAAAGGCAAAAGACAUUUUAGGGUAUGAUCUUCUAGAUGUUUGUAGCAGUGGUCCGAAAGAAAAGCUUGAUUCAACUGUUAUAAGUCAGCCAGCCAUCUAUGUCACAAGUCUGGCUGCAGUUGAGAUACUACGUGCUCGGGAAGGUGGUCAACAGAUAAUUGAAUCUGUUGAUGUUACGUGUGGGUUAAGCUUGGGAGAAUACACCGCUCUAGCUUUUGCUGGAGCUUUCAGCUUUGAGGAUGGGCUUAAAUUGGUCAAACUACGAGGAGAAGCAAUGCAGGAAGCUGCUGAUGCAGCUAGGAGUGCCAUGGUCAGUAUCAUAGGGUUGGAUUCAGAGAAGGUCCAACUGUUGUGUGAUGCAGCUAAUGAAGAAGUUGAUGAAGAAAAUAAAGUUCAGAUUGCAAAUUACCUUUGCACUGGAAAUUAUGCAGUCUCUGGAGGCUUGAAAGGAAUAGAAGCAGUAGAAGCUAAAGCAAAGUCAUUUAAGGCUCGGAUGACGGUGCGUCUAGCUGUCGCUGGUGCUUUCCACACAAGCUUUAUGAAACCAGCAGUUUCUAGGUUGGAAGCUGCAUUGGCUGCAACAGAAAUCAGGACUCCUAGAAUACCAGUCAUAUCAAAUGUUGAUGCAAAACCACAUGCUGAUCCAGACACAAUUAAGAGGAUAUUAGCAAAUCAGGUGACUUCUCCCGUUCAGUGGGAAACAACAAUCAAGACUCUCCUCACGAAAGGGCUGAAGAAGAGCUAUGAAUUAGGGCCUGGAAAGGUGAUAGCAGGUAUUGUCAAGAGAAUGGACAAGAGUGCUGAGAUUGAAAAUAUUGGAGCUUGAAGCUUUUGAAUGGUUCCUGGAAUGUGUUGCUGCAAUUUUGUCUUCUCAUGCAGCUUCUCAGCAUGCAGAGCUGGAGUUUUUUGCUCGAUCUGACAUGAGUCAUGAAGGGCUUGAGGUUCCUUUUCAUUUCGCACCUCUGUUUUUCUUCUCUUUGACCGGAUUUAUGAUUGCAUACAGAGGAACUAGAUUUACCAGCACUUCGCUUUUUAUGAGAGAUACUAGUGGAUCCUUUAGAAAAGACACUUUUGCAUGGGGGUGGGAAUAAGGACUAAAUUGCUCAAUCAAACAAUCUACCGAACAUUCAUCUUCUCUUUUGUA
Messenger RNA from Rhodamnia argentea, 1677 nucleotides. Its product is annotated as malonyl CoA-acyl carrier protein transacylase. The record is from RefSeq and is a predicted model, not a curated record. Bases 118 to 1359 code for a protein of 413 amino acids. Gene Ontology annotation, molecular function: [acyl-carrier-protein] S-malonyltransferase activity. NCBI's taxonomy places the organism in Eukaryota, Viridiplantae, Streptophyta, Magnoliopsida, Myrtales, Myrtaceae. The transcript is spliced from 10 exons.